ACGAACAAUUGCAAUGGAUAAGUGCUUUACUUCAGUUAUUUUAACAAUCACGUGACCUCAGAAGCAAGGAAUUUGUUUGCAUAACUUUGAUUUAGUCUAGGACCGUGAGAACUUCGGAAUGGAUUAUCGAAAAAAGUUUUUGUAACAAAAAUAAAUGGAUUUUCAAUCAACUUUAAAUCGCCAAUACCAGAAUACCAUAUUAAAUUCCUCUUACAUGUGUAAGACGUAAAUGUAUGUGACGCUUACACAGUAAUGACGUAAUUUACAACUCAGAAUGAAUGACUUUGAAGCCGACGUUAAGCCACUCUCUGUAAAUGCAGUGGUGGAAACAACACCUCUAGCAAUGGAAAAGACGGAGAAGAUGCCGUUUGAUAAUCCGGAUAAAUCAGAUGAGAAGCCAGAAGAGAGAGAGACGUGGAACAAGAAGAUAGAUUUCUUAUUGUCUGUGAUAGGAUUUGCUGUCGACUUGGCAAAUGUUUGGAGGUUUCCAUAUCUUUGUUAUAAAAAUGGCGGAGGAUGUUUUUUGAUACCAUAUGUAAUGAUGUUAGUAGCAGCUGGUAUACCGUUAUUUUAUAUGGAAUUGGCUUUAGGACAAUUCAAUAGGACAGGAGCUAUUACCUGUUGGGGAAAUCUGUGUCCGCUUUUUAAAGGUAUAGGUUGGGCUGUAGUUUUAAUUGCAUUUUAUACAGACUUUUUCUACAAUAUCAUCAUAGCAUGGGCCCUUCAUUUCUUGUUUAGUUCUUUCACAAGUGAACUUCCAUGGAGCUCAUGUGGACAUGAAUGGAAUACAGAACAUUGUUAUGACGGUACAUAUCGUGGUUCGUCACCUGACACAAAUUCAACCAAUGGGACUACGUCAUUUUCAAUAUUUGAACCAAUAACAGUUACUGCCAGCAGUAAUAUAAGUGCAAAUAUAACGACGAAUGUCACCCGAAUAUUCCGAACAUCACCUGCAGAAGAAUAUUUUAAUCGUGGUAUGUUAAAAUUACAUAAAAGUACCGGAAUUUUUGACGUUGGUGGAAUAAACUGGGAGAUCACUUUGUGUCUCCUUGGAGUUUAUGUAAUCUGUUACUUCAGUAUGUGGAAAGGAAUUCACACAUCGGGAAAGGUUGUAUGGUUUACAGCUUUGUUUCCGUAUGUGGUUUUGUUUAUUUUGAUGAUAAGAGGAAUGACACUUGAUGGCGCCUGGACAGGGAUUUAUUACUACCUCACCCCUAAUACCACAAAACUUCAGGAAUCAGAGGUAUGGGUAGAUGCCGCAACACAAGUGUUUUUCUCAUUGGGUCCAGGAUUUGGUGUUUUACUUGCAUUUGCCAGUUAUAAUGAACUUCAUAAUAAUGUUUAUAGAGAUGCUUUGAUCACAAGUGCAAUUAAUUGUUUGACUAGUUUUUUCUCGGGCUUUGUCAUCUUCAUGAUAUUAGGAUACAUGGCUGAAAAAGCAGGCGUCCAUAUUUCUAGUGUUGCCCAAGAAGGUCCAGGACUAGUAUUUAUAGUUUACCCGGAAGGAAUAGCAACAUUACCCGGUGCACCAUUUUGGGCCGUUAUAUUUUUCUUGAUGCUUCUCACUCUUGGGCUUGAUAGUUCCUUUGGAGGUUCAGAAGCAAUCAUUACAGCCUUAUCUGAUGAAUUUCCUAUAUUGAGGAAACAUAGAGAGUUGUUUGUCUUCUGUUUGUUUUCUCUUUAUUUUAUAGUUGGCUUGGCGUUCUGUACAGAGGGCGGAGUUCUUGUUGUGAACUUGAUGGAUAAUUUUGCCGCUGGAUAUUCUAUAUUGUUUGCAGUUUUCUUUGAAACUAUGGUCGUAUCUUGGGUCUACGGAGUAGGCCGAUUUUCUGGUGACAUUGAAACGAUGAUUGGACAUGGACCUGGACCUUACUGGAGAGUCUGUUGGAUGGUGGUUGCACCAGUUUUCCUCCUGGUGAUCAUGUUGUAUGGUGUAAUAUCAUUCAAACCAAUCACAUAUGCGGAUUAUGUAUAUCCCGAUGGAGCAAAUAUCAUUGGUUGGUUUGUGGCUGGUUCCUCUGUCAUAUGCAUUCCAUUGUUUGCCCUUAUAGGGUUUUGUCAAGCAAGCGGGUCUCCAGUAGAGAGGAUACGUUAUUUACUCAAACCUACAAAAGACAGAGACAAUUAUAUCACAGCAACUUACAAUGAUGUAAGAAUGAAUGGCGGAGCGGAUGUUGGAGGAGAAAGAGUAUAACUAGUCAUAAGGUUAUCAUCACAUGACUGCCAAUUUACAUAUUCAUGAAAUCAGUAAGGACAUCUCCAUUUGAUGGAUUUAGUGAAUGAGUUUAGAGUAUACUUACUGUUAGUAUUUGGUCAUUCAUGAUGUGACAGUAUGAUUAAAGUGAAAACGAGAAUUACAUUUUUGCAUUGUGGUAGUUCUGUCAUGUUAAAGUUUUUGGCAUAUGUAAUGUGUAAUGAGUAUUGUGAGAAACAAAGUUUGUAUCUGAAGUUACCAAAUGAUGUCGCUUUCAUUAUUCGGUUUCAAUACGACUGAAUAGUUCUUGAUAUCAUUUGUAGGUGUGUUUAUUUUUCUUUUUAGUUUGAAUAUAUCUGCCAUAACAUAUAUAUUGUAUAUCUCGUAUACGGCCUCAAUACAGUAUAAAAUAUUUAGAUCAUAUUCAGUUUUUGGAAAGUAGAUAUAUUAAAGAAAUGACAUAAAUUGUAUUGGCGAAACCGGUAAUCUAUUUGUUAAUGUAUUUAGGCUAAAAACAACCUUUAAGUCGUAAUUCAAUUCAGCUAAACAAUGGUUUUUACAUGUUGUGUAUAGUAAUUGACUGCACAAUAAAUUUUGUUGGUGUAGAAAACUUUUCCGAGCAAAUAAAUGUAUCAUAAGAGAUUCAACUGUAUUCAUAUAAUUUUUACACAAUUUCCAUCUUAAUUUUAUUUGUUUUAACUAGAAGAAAAAUAUUCAACUUUAUGACACUCACUGUAUAUAUGAUCAGAAUUUGAUGAAUUAUAAUGUGCAAUAAUUAUAAUUGUAAUUACUUAAUGUAUAAUAAUCUUGUUACAUAUUGAUGUUUUAUUAUUCAGAUUUGUUUUGUAAAAUAAGUAAUGUUGUGAAUUGUUCUUACGUGUAAUUGGCAAUACUGAACAGUGAAUACUGUAUUGGAUUUUUGUACAUUUACUUACUCGUGUACAGAGGUAUUCAACAUGUAAUUGAGCAGUGCAUAACGAUUUAUUUCUAUAUCAAAUCGUUAUUCACCAGAGCAAUAAGAUAUUUCUGUUUUCCUAUGGAUGUAUAUUUGUUGAAGAGUAUAACUAAUAGAUUUAAUGUCUUCUCUAAGCUACUUAAAAUAAUAACGGGUGUACUUAUUUCCUGACAUGUAGGUUCCAAUGUAUAUAUUGUCUACACUAAGAAUCUGUUUGUUUUCACAAAAUGUCAUAAAGUUCCAUGUAUCUCUCUUUUGUGGCUAAGACUUAUGGUAAAAUUAUU
Messenger RNA from Mytilus californianus (California mussel), 3433 nucleotides. Its product is annotated as sodium-dependent dopamine transporter-like. Bases 275 to 2194 code for a protein of 639 amino acids. NCBI's taxonomy places the organism in Eukaryota, Metazoa, Mollusca, Bivalvia, Mytilida, Mytilidae. Gene Ontology annotation, cellular component: neuron projection; neuronal cell body membrane; presynaptic membrane. Gene Ontology annotation, biological process: dopamine uptake involved in synaptic transmission; sodium ion transmembrane transport. The record is from RefSeq and is a predicted model, not a curated record. The transcript has 16 exons. Gene Ontology annotation, molecular function: dopamine:sodium symporter activity.